UCGCUCGCCUCCCUCCCUCUUAUCGGAGGAUUUCUCCCCCCGUCCCCAAAUCCCUCCGCCGCCCGGCCAACGCCUUCACCACCCACCUCCUUAGCCUAGCCGGGACCCGACGACCACCACGCUGCCCCACCCUCCUCACGCGCCGCCGCUACUGCCACUCCACUCAGGCCGGGGAUCCAUCGCCUUCUCCUCCCUCCCGCCCGCCGCCGGUCAGAUGAAGGAAGCUUUUCAUCCCCCCCUCACCUUGCACAUGAAGGAAGCUUUCGAUCCGCCCGCCGCGAAACCACCAGAAACACAAAACACUACUUCCAGCUGCAUCAUAAACAAUGUCAUGGCUGAUGUGCUUGCCGACCGAGAUGCCAUUUCCUCGCAGCGCCAAUGCACGCGUCCUGCUCAUAUUCCUGCUCAGCCACAUGCCAUCUCCUCUCAUCAUCCAUGGGAUGGUAUGAAAAGUCAAGACGAUACCGAUUUUCUUCGUCACGCACACACGACUUUGUCACUUCUGGAUUAUCAAGAAAAGUCUUUGGAGGGCAAAUAUGCUACUGACAUUGGGUCUCAUGUAUAUUCCAAGCAAGCGAUAUCACCACAGAGUGAAUAUGAUAGGCAGCAGCCUUACUUUCCCUUAUCGAGCAGUUGUUGGGAAAAUUCUUCUUCAUUGGAAACAAGGCCAGGCAAUCGAGAUACAUCAGGGCAUGCAGGAAUCACAAGUAAUAUCUUUGGGCCGAGGGAUGACUACCUUUCAUCAUAUCCUACUGGUCCUAUUGUGAGAAGAUCGUAUCAAGAAGCAGCUAAAGUUGAUUUUAGCUUAGAUUUUCAUUCUGAGCAUCGCUACGAAGGAUUGGAUCGAUUUACUUCAUUUUCAAAGUGCAAUGGUCAAUCUAUUGAACCCCGCAGUGAGAUAGUUGAUUUGUCCAGAGGGGCCCAUUGUUUGGAUGAGACUGCUUCGUUUUCAAGUCGAUGGUGCUUCAAAAAUGGGGGCCGGGGGCCUUCACUAACUAGAGGACUGGUGUAUGGCGAUGAGAUCCCUUCUCUGUCUAGUCGAAGUUGUAAUGGCAACGGAGUGCUUUCAUCCUCAGGUCCAUGGAGUUAUGGUGCUGAAACUCCCUCGCUCUCAAGUAGACAAGGUUAUGGCGAUGAAAUCCCUUCUCUAUCUAAUCAGAAAUUCAAUGGCAUCUCACGGUCAAGCCAGUGGCACCAUAGUGCUGAAAUCCCCUCACUCUCAAGUAGACAGAUUUAUGGUGAUGAGAUCCCUUCACUGUCUACCCAAAAGUCCAAUGGCAUUUUAUACUCAAGACAAUGGCAGCAGUAUGAUGCUGACAUUCCUUCAUUCUCGAGUAGACAAGGUUACGACGAGGAUAUUUCAGUACUGUCUCCCCAUUGGCGCUUUCGAGACAGGAUACCUUUGUAUUCUGGUCAAAGGUGUCAUGAUGCUGAGGCACGUCGAUUAUCAAGCUACCAGCAAGGUGCUUCUCGUGGGAGUGGGAACCCAAGAGGCUACCAGCAAGGUUCUUCUCGUGGGAGCAGGCACCUGGGUAACAAUUUUGGCCAUGGUCUUGUUAGUAAUCAGCAAGUCAGGGUGACCACAACCAGACAUACUAGCACAAGACCACGGGUGGCUAACAGGGUUGUAAGCAACACUAACUACUGUAGAAAUAGCAAGAAAGAAAACCCAUCGAGAAAUUCUGAGGAUAUAAGGGACCAAGUUUGUGGUCCACGUGCAAGCAAAUUGAACAGCGCAUCAACGCCGUCUACGAAGAAAGACAUCUUGAGCCCUUUGGUCCGUAGAGACCAAUUUAAUAGAUCAGACUUCUCUGUUCAGUAUGAAAAUGCCAAGUUCUUCAUGAUAAAAUCAUACAGUGAAGAUGAUAUUCAUAAAGGUAUCAAGUACAAUGUUUGGGCAAGUACACCAAAUGGGAACAAUAAGCUGGAUGCUGCUUUUCAUGAUGCUCAGGCUUUAACGAAGGAAAAAGGCACAAAAUGUCCUGUCUUCCUAUUGUUUUCGGUUAAUACCAGUGGGCAGUUUGUAGGGAUGGCUGAGAUGCUAGGUCCUGUUGAUUUCAAGAAGACCAUGGACUUCUGGCAACAAAAUAAAUGGAGUGGCUUUUUCCCUGUAGUUUGGCACAUUAUAAAGGACAUCCCGAAUCGGCUCUUCAAGCAUAUCACUCUAGAAAAUAAUGACAACAGACCUGUUACUUUCAGCAGGGACACUCAAGAGAUUGGCCUGCCCCAGGGUCUAGAAGUGUUGAAAAUUUUCAAGACUUAUCGCCAUGGAACAUCAAUUCUGGAUGAUUUUGACUUUUAUGAAGAAAAAGAAAAUACACGCUGUGCACAGAAGGGCAUAGAUGCAGACUCGUUGCAUGAAGCCAGAGUAUCUUACUUUGGAACAGAUGACUUGAAAUCAAUGGGAGACAUUGAGACAAGCAUGGAGAGUAUCAAUCUCCACGAGCCUUGGGACUAAUCCAGACCGAUCUCUGUCACGUUGCAAAAUAUGACAAGUCAGUGACAUGGCUGACCACCCAACAAGUGGACACUACACAAAUUAACUGAAAAUAUGCUAUAGAAUGUUUGCACUUUCUAUGGACCCAGAUAUAUCGUUGUUGAGACAUGCUAUAGAAUGUUUGUACUUUGUGGACCUGAUAUAUAGUCGUUGGUACAACUUAGAUAGCUA
This is a messenger RNA of Lolium rigidum, 2668 nucleotides long. Its product is annotated as YTH domain-containing protein ECT4-like. NCBI's taxonomy places the organism in Eukaryota, Viridiplantae, Streptophyta, Magnoliopsida, Poales, Poaceae. Gene Ontology annotation, molecular function: mRNA binding. Gene Ontology annotation, cellular component: cytoplasm. The transcript is spliced from 8 exons. The record is from RefSeq and is a predicted model, not a curated record. The coding region runs from base 215 to 2458 and encodes 747 amino acids. Gene Ontology annotation, biological process: mRNA destabilization.